AUGGGAAAGAUACGAUCAGAAAGCGUAGACGCAGCUCCAGAGCACCCCCCACCAAAGCCGCAAAACAACUUCACGAAGUGGAUGACACGCAUAGUUGCAUUGCUGCUCCUCGGUGCAACAUUUACCUGGCUUGAUGGUAUCAAGGAUCGGUGGUAUGUCCUAGAGCCCAAGUUCCUCCACGAGCUUGCCCAAGAAGCCAUCUCCAUCUCACCGAAUGACCCCCAAGGCAUGAUCACCCACAUUCUCACCAACCUCACCUCUACAUACCCACAACUCGACUCCCCUGCCAUCUCCCUUAACGUGAACGCCUCUGAGUGGGUAUUCAGCAACGCUGGAGGCGCAAUGGGCGCAAUGUACAUCAUCCACGCGUCCAUUACUGAGUACCUCAUCAUUUUCGGUACCCCUCUAGGCACAGAAGGACACACAGGGUUACAUACGGCAGAUGACUACUUCCAUAUUUUAGUCGGCGAGCAGUGGGCGUUCGGGCCAGGCGCAUUAGAAAUGGAGAGGUACGGCCCUGGGGACGUGCAUUUCCUCCCGAGGGGUACUGCGAAGCAAUAUAAGAUGCAUGAAGGGUGCUUCGCGCUUGAGUAUGCUCGGGGCUGGAUCCCAUUGAUGAUGCCCUUUGGUCUUGCGGACACUUUCACAUCUACCCUAGAUGUUCCGACGUUAUACCACACCGUUCGCAUCACGGGCCGGGAGAUGAUAAAGAACUUGCUUCUUGGCAAGAUAUGA
This is a messenger RNA of Suillus subaureus, 735 nucleotides long. RefSeq names its product ERG2/sigma1 receptor-like protein. NCBI's taxonomy places the organism in Eukaryota, Fungi, Basidiomycota, Agaricomycetes, Boletales, Suillaceae. The transcript has 3 exons. Gene Ontology annotation, cellular component: endoplasmic reticulum. Gene Ontology annotation, biological process: ergosterol biosynthetic process. The record is from RefSeq and is a predicted model, not a curated record. Bases 1 to 735 code for a protein of 244 amino acids.